Molecule: messenger RNA, 14505 nt
Organism: Pediculus humanus corporis (human body louse)
Lineage: Eukaryota; Metazoa; Arthropoda; Insecta; Psocodea; Pediculidae
Product: hect E3 ubiquitin ligase, putative
Exons: 51
Coding region: 1-14505 (4834 amino acids)
Biological process (GO): protein ubiquitination
Molecular function (GO): zinc ion binding; ubiquitin-protein transferase activity
Source: RefSeq, a predicted model, not a curated record
AUGAAUUUAAGUGAACAAUUUGAAUUCGUUCUUCGAACUCAGUCCAGAUUGGAUGGCAAAUGGGCUAAAACGGACUUACAGCAAUGUUUUAAUUAUGACGGUUUAUCUUUGCUGUGGAAUGAUAUGAUAAAAGAUGGAGAGCUUACAGGUGCAUUUAGUGAUGGCAUCCUAAACUCUGUUGGAGUGACCUCUAAAAAAGGCGAAAGUGGUCAUUUUUAUUGUGGGUUAAGGGUUUUAACAUGUCUCUGCUGUGAUGGAAUAUGUGGUCCUCAAAGGGGAUGUAAUUGUAGUCCAUGUCAAAAACUUGACAAAGAUGAAGCUAGCAGAAUAGAAAUUGAAGCUAGAAAACCAGACCCUGUUCAACCCCAAUUGGAGAGUUGGAUUUGGGGCCCUCAAGCAACCAAAGAACAAUUAGAAAACUGUAUAUCAUCUUUAAAUUUAGAACAGAAGCUUUUAUGUGGAAACACAGCUGGAAGUACAUUAUCUGCAAAAAGGCUGUUACAAAGACUUGUUGUUUUUCAAAGAUAUUUUAUUGCUUUAAGUAGAUAUUAUCCAUCUGAUCAUAUAAAACCACCCUUGGAAAAGCUGACAAUUCCAGUAAAUUCAAACAUAUCUUAUCAAAACGUAAAAGCUCAUGAUAAAGCUACUCUUGGGCUUGCCAGAGUUGGUACAACAGCCGUUCUUAAUUUUUCAUUUGCUUUUCUUAAAAGAGCAUGGCGAUCAGGAGAAGAUGCAGAUUUAUGCAGUGAAGUUCUUCAAGAAUCUCUGGAGGCCAUGAGAUCUUUACCGGAAGCCACUUUAUUCGAUGAGUCAAAUGUUUCCCCUGUUUGGCUAGAGGUAGUUGAAAAAUCAACUAAAUUUUUACAGCAAGUUGUACUCGGAGAUGUUAAUAGUGGAAGAAUCAGUGGAGAAGUACCUAUAAAUGAUCAGCAUACUGCUUUGUGUUUACUCUUAGAAUUAGCUAUGCAACGUGGAUCUCUAAACCAUAUUUUAAAUUCCGUUUUGCUUUUAUUACGUUUAUGGGAUAAAGGAAAGUAUGAAGUUGAAAAUCGUGUUUUGUCUUCAGGCACGAGUGCUCCAUUGGUUCCACUUUUAAAAAGGUUUCAAAACCUUUUAUCAUUAAAAUCUGAUACGUCUUCUUAUAUUUUCGAAGAAUUUUCUUCGUCCAAGGUUAGCCCAACUGAAUGUUUUUUAAGGUACUGUCAGUUACCAGAAAAUGAAGACGUGAGUGUAGAUUUGCGACAAUCCGCCGUCAUAAUAAUGUCUUAUUUAGAUCGUUUAGCAGCCCCAUACUCCCCAAUGCCUGUUUUUGGAAAGAACCAACUUAAUGGAACCAUUUAUCAAGAAGUAAUGGCUUGGGGUUGGUUAUCGUGGAGUAGUUGUCACGAUUUGGGUACUUCUCCUCAAAGUUGCGACAGUAUUCGUGAAUUGGGUGUAAAACAAAUUGUUUGUGCCGAAAGAUGGCUUUUGAUAUUAACUUUAACCGGAAAAGUUUACAUUAUGUACUACAGCUCGGAAACUCAAUGUCCUGAACAAAUCGAAGGAUUCGACGGUAAGGAAAUAAGCAAAUUAGCAGCACAUGCAGACGGAAAACAUAGCCUUGCUCUUUCCUGCGAUGGAGAUGUGUAUUCUUGGGGAAAUGGAGACGGCGGCAGAUUGGGUCAUGGAGAUAAUAAUUCUCGUGAUCAACCUACGAAAAUAACGGAAUUAGUUGGCAAAAAUGUCAUUCACAUUUCUUGUGGAGCGACGUACAGUGCAGCCGUUACAUCUUCCGGAGAAGUAUAUACUUGGGGUAGAGGAAAUUACGGUAGAUUAGGACACGGAACAAGCGAAGAUCACACUGUUCCAACUCUUGUUGUGGGUUUAAAAGAUUAUUUUAUAGUUGAUAUAGCUUGCGGAAGUGGAGAUGCUCAAACACUGGCAGUUACAAAUACAGGUUUAGUGUUUUCAUGGGGAGACGGAGGAUACGGAAAAUUAGGCACGGGAGGGAGCGACGGUUCAAAGACUCCAAAAUUAAUAGAAAAAUUACAAGAUAUAGAAGUUGCACGAGUUUAUUGUGGAUCACAAUUCAGUUUAGCUUUAACGAAAUCCGGUUCUGUAUAUACUUGGGGAAAAGGAGAUAAUCAUAGAUUAGGACAUGGUUCCGAAAACCAUGUAAGAUUUCCUAAACUCGUCGAAGGUUUAAACGGGAAAUGUAUUAAAAAGGUAGCAGUUGGUUCAGGACACGUUCUAGCAUUAACUGAUGAUGGAGAAGUUUACGGGUGGGGAAGAAAUGACAACGGUCAGGUCGGAGAAACUAGUGAAACAAAUGUCUCAGAACCGACUUUACUUACAUUACUUCAAGGGAAAAAUAUUGUUGACAUUGAUUGUGGGCCUAAUCAAAGUAUUGCUUGGAGUAGCAGUAAUACGUAUAGCAUUAAUCUAAGAGUGGCAUUUGUUGUGGAUAUUUGUGAAGAAACAUUUUGUUGUUUAAAUCAAUUACUAAUGGUUGUUAGCGAAGGGGUUUGUCGAUCUCACGAUUGGCCUCCACCACAGGAUAAGGAAUGCAUGACUGUUGCGUGUUUGAAUUUACUGCGUUUGCAGUUAUACGCUCUUAUUUCACACAAUAUUGAUCCGAAAUGUGUUGGACUUAACCCCGGUUCAAGUCUUUUGACAAGUUUGCGACAGCAAAUAAUGAAUUUGGCAAGUAAAAACGGAGUAGUUAUAACCAUACAAUCAGCAGCACAAGCUGCACUGCAAGUUGGUUGGUCUAUACUUCUGCCCACCGCCGACGAGCGAUCGAAAACGUUAAGUUCUUUAUUACCAAGUGUAGGUACUGAUCCUUCCAAUGUCAGUUCCGGCCAAAGAUUUAUGACUGAUUUAUUAGUUUCUACAUUAAUGGCUGAUGAAGGAUUAGAAACUGCUUUGAAAGCCGCCAUCAAGGGUAAAUGUUCUGUAAAAAAAAAAAAAAAAUUGAUAAAUGAUUACUUGAAAGUUUUAUAUAAUAAAGAUAAAUUUUUUUUUUCAGUUGAAUUACUGAACGCGGAUAAAGACAAAUUAAACGAUUCUAUGGAAGCUAUGGAAGAUGCCAAUCAAAGUAAAGAUCCUUCGAAUCUUGAAAAAAAUACCAGUACGAUACCUUUAUUACAGCUUAUUAAACAACUUUUAAAAAAUGGUUGUUCUUCAACUUUAACCAAGUUACAAUCUCUUACCGGAAAUGGAAGCGAACUUCCGGGUUUGAAUUCUAUGUUCAACAAAGAAAAAUCAGAAAGAAGUCCUAGCUUAAAUCUUUUGCUGAGAUUUCAACGCCUUCUUAUUUGUCAAAUAUAUCCGCAAAGCUUGGAGGAGAGAUCAGCACUAGAUCAGAAUAUAAUUGGAGCUGAAUCGUUAUUACGAAAAUACACUUACCAAUUAUGUAGUCACGCUCUUGAAAUUCUACCUCUGGCUUCCAGCUUGGCAUCUAAAAAUUGGAAAUAUCGUUUUUUAGUUCUUCAAAUUUUAACAACUGAUGUGAUCGACGUCCUGCUUCCAGAAUUUUUAACCAGUUUGGUUUUACUUCAAAUAGAAGUUCCGCUUUUGAUGUAUCAGGUGGAUUGGCUUCAAUUAUUUAAUUCCUUACUCGAUUCCUUGGAUCAGUUUAACAGAUUAAUUAGAGAUAUCGAAAAGGAAGAUUCGGAAGAUUUGUCUUGGCCUGGAAUUUUUGACAUUCAAACUUAUCGAUCUCCGACACAAUUAACUCAAGAAGAUUCUAUGAUUAUUCGCGAAUGCGAUUUGUACAAUCAUAAUCACGAUGGAGGUUUAUGGAUCGUAAUUAAUGGUAAAGUUUACGACGUUCAGGAUUUUAAAUCUCAGGCUCUGUGCGACGGGGAUUUACUUCAACGUUAUGCCGGCAAAGAUGCAACACAAGCUUUCACAUCGGUUAAUCAUUCAUUAUUGGCGAAAGGCAUGAUGACAUCAUAUCUAGUCGGUUCAUUUUUAGAAGAUGAAAAUUUGGAAUAUGAGAAAAGCGUUAUAGUAUCCCCUUUAUUAGAUGCCGAAAGAACUUUGGCUUAUUUAUUAGGAUUACAUUCUUAUUGGCUAACCGAAAGCACACCUCUUCAAGAGCCCGAGGAAGAAGCCAAGGAAUGGUUAAACGCAUCAUUUUUAACAGGUGGAUUACAAAUUUUGCUACCUCCAAAUCCCUACGAAGAAGAAAAGGGAGAAGCUAGGAGUGCUACGUCAACGCCUGGUAAUACUCCUACGGAAGAACCGAAGCAACAUAUUAACGGAUUGGGUCGAUUUAAAAUCGAUCCCGUCAUGUCAUUUUUACAAGCUUUGGCCGAAUAUCGAAUAUCGGAUUCCCAAGUGGACGCUCUUAUUAAUAUAAUUGAUAGAUAUUGUAAACAACAACAUUUCAUGGCUCACGUUGAUUUUUCAAUGGAACAUCCCGUCGAAGAAGUCGGCAGAUUACUCACGGCUAUUUUAAUUAAACAUUUGCAAUUAGGACAAAUCGUCCUUUCCCUAGUUGAGUCUGAACUUAGGAAAGAAGUCAUCAAAGAAAUACCGAAAAAAUUUUCCGAAGUCAUAAAAAUCGUGCACAAUGCAAAAUGGAAUUUGAUAAAAAUGCGCCAGGAAAAAAAUUGUUCGUACAAAGAAGUGGCGACUCCAAUGUUAGAUAAAUGUAGAUUUUUACUAUACGAUGUCAGGGCCGCAACCAGUCACGAAAUUAACGCGUUGAAAAGGCUACAACUUUUACAUACUUUACCACCGUGGAAGAGAAACGUAAAGAAAAUAAUGAGUGAUAUCAGGGAUAGAAAAAAUAUGGUGUCUUCGAAACCUGAGGAUAUUGUAAAUACAUCAAUUCAAAAUCAAAAGGAAAACGACGCGAAAAAAAAAUUCAAAGAAUCCGAUCUUGAGGGAGAUAAAGACACGUGUGUGGAAGAUGAAUCAAGCUGCGGUGAUAACGAUUUAGCCGACGAAUCAAGUGAAAGUAUUAAAGAUAUUGAAAAUUCAAACAUAAAAUAUCCAUCGAGUAUUUUUUUAGAAACCUGUGAUAAAAAUUAUAUAAAUUUACGUAGCGACGAUAGUAAUACCUUGGCUACGAGUAUCGUCGAGUUUAUAAUGCAAGAAGAUUGUCCGAAUGUUGAAAUUCUUAAAAAAUCAAUGUACUGUCAAAUGGAAAGAGUGGAAAUUCGAUUAAGCGGUUUAAAAAUGAUUAGCAACUUGUUACAAAAAACUCAUUUGGUUGCUUCGGUAAAGUAUGCCUUACUGAACGGAUGGUUAGGAAAUUAUCACAAGAGAAAAAUGACGACAUUCAAACCCAUUCAUUUCCUCGACAAUAUUCAAUUGGUCACACCUUAUUACAAAGCUCAGGUGACGUUGGCUCAAUCUAAAAUAUCGUCCUGGGUAAUCGACAUGUUAAGACAAUUCGUAAUAUUUUCCGAUAACAAUCGGAAAAGUAAUGGUUUCGGUGAAAAAGGAAUAUUGAAAGAUUCUUUAAUAGGAUGGACGAAACGCGUUUCCUGGAUAAGAUUCGUAUUAAGCUUGAUUGCAAUUUUAACGAGGACUUACAAAGGUACCGAAAUAAGCUUCGUCAUUAAUUCUGGAGUGCUAUCGUUAUUGCAAACAUUGUUGAAACAAGUUUUUCAAAAGUCCGUUUUGGAACCGAAAAAAGAACAUAAAAUAACGGAGGAAUAUGUGAUUUACGAAGAUUCGGCGGAAAAAUCUAAAGGAGCUGGAACAGCUGUUUCCGGACCUGAAUUAGCAAACAAACUCAAAAUCGGAACUCGGGUGACUCGCGGAGCCGAUUGGAAAUGGGGAGAUCAAGAUGGACCUCCAAACGGAGUUGGUAGGGUUGUUGGAGAGCUGGGAGUUGACGGUUGGGUUCGCGUACAGUGGGAUAACGGUUCGACAAAUUCGUAUAGAAUGGGAAAAGAAGGAAAAUACGAUUUGAAGCUCGUCGAGCCUACUCCCGUUGACGCUGAAACUGAUUCGGAUGAAGAGUCGACAGCUCAGUUGGAAACAAGUUUGUCCGAAAUACGUCCUGAAAAAAUAUUAAAAGAAGCCACAAUUAAUUUUUUAAUCAAUUUGUCGCUUUGUUGCGGUAUAGAGGCCGACAAUGUUCAAACAUCGUCAAUUAAAUUACUAACAGGAUUACUUAGGCACAUUAUUUAUCACGGAAAUAAAACUCCAGAAUCUUCGAAUCAAACGGUUUUUUUUUGUCAAAUGCAACAGUCCAAGUGGGCGAAUCUAGGUUUUGUUCGUGCUAUAGCGUGUUGUAAAUCAAUGGCUGUGGCUUUCACGAGUCCAGCUUGGCUUAAUCUUUUGUUGGCCAUGGCGGGAAAACAAGAUCAUUCUCUUGCCGUGAAUCUUCCUCUUCAAAUUUUGGCUCUAAGAAUGUUAAAAACUGUUUUACCAUACUGGAACACGGAUGCAGCUGCAAAAAUGAAUUUUUUAGAUAAGUUAUUUCAUUUAAUGGGAGUCACCAUUUUAACUUGCAGAGAAGAUGGUAGUUUGCAGAAAGAUUCAAAGCUUUUGAAACCAAGGGUUCCUCUAACAGCCACUUACAGCAGCACUAUCGGGGAAGAAUGUGUUUUACUCCUUAGAACUUUACAUUCCUUACCUGGUUGGGAUAAUUGUUUAAACAAAUUUUUACUAUCCAAACUUGGACUCGCUGGUGAACUUUUAACGAAUAGUCCACUGUUGAAUAUUCAGGUUGGUUUUAAAAAAAAAUUUUUUGGCGAUAAUUCAAUCAAAAUUCAUUCUGAAGUUAUUGCAGCCUUAUCGAUGAUAGGAGGAAUCGAUUCGAGACUUCGGAUCGGAGGUUUGGUUACAUCUGAUUUAAUGGAAGGUCAAGGAACUGUUUGUCGCAUUAGUCAAAGUGGAAAAUUAGUUGUUCAAUUAAAUGAUUCUCUAAAUCAAAAAAAAUUAUCGAUAGGAAAUUGCAAAUCAUUUCCUCAGCUACAAUUCGAUUUGGAAAGAAUGCCCAUUAACGAAAGUUCUCUUGACAUGUGGGGUAAUUUAUUAGCAUACACCACAACCAACAUAAGUGAUAAUCGUCACGCUAGAUCCGUUCCUGCUUUUGUCAAUUCGACGCUUUUAAGAUCACAGCAACAUCAGUUAGCAGCCAUAAAAGCUUGCCGACAACUUUUUCGCCAUCAAAGGAUAUUGAGAAAAAUAUUAAAACAGCCGUCUGUCGAAAUGGUUUUGACACUGGAAGCACUUAACGAAGGAGAAGAUGUCGAAACUAGUUCCGAACAAUUUUUACUUCAAAGAAUGAUGUUGAAAGCCACUCAACCGUCGCCUCUGAAAGCAAUUUUUUGUAAAGAAGAAUUAGAGGUGGCGGCUUUGAAUAUUAGUCAACAUCUAGCAUCCGAAAUGAUAAAUAAAGGAAAUAGAGAAAGUGAAACCGCAACUCCUGCCAGUGAAUGUUCAUUACCAUCCCUUAUUUCGUCCAGUAAUAAACUUCAUAAUUCAAAAAAAAAACCUAGAACUCCAUCACCAUUUCUAACUCCUCUCGUGGAACAAAUCACCGAAAUGGGUUUUAGCAGACGAGGAGUGGAAUUUGCCAUUCGGGCUCUGAGUGCUAACGGAGUUGAUCCAACUGCUGAAAGACUUGUUGCCUGGCUAUUAGAAAAUCCAAAUGUGCCUUUAUCAACAUCGGAUACGAUUUCAUCAUUCGAUGGAUUAUCCGACACCGAUUCAAUGUCUGACGAUAUCGAUGAGGGAAACGUAUCUUAUAAUGAUCGAGGAGUGACUUCUCCAUCUUUUAAUUUAAGAUCGGAUUUUUUGAGCAACGACGAAUAUGCUCUUUACAUUCGGGAUAAUAUAGCUUUGGGUAUGAUCGUUAGGUGUUGUAAAACGUACGAAGAGGUUCACGAAGGAGAUAUCGGGAGAGUUUUGAAAAUAGAUCGGGAAGAAUUACACGACUUGAAUGUCAGGGUCGAUUGGCAGCAAAAAGGUAGUCCGUAUUGGGUGAGAUUUAUUCACAUUGAAUUAGUAGGAUUUCCAUCGUCAUUACCUCCGCCUCCGACGAUUAAAAUCGGUGAUAAAGUCAAAGUUAAAUCGUGCGUUAUAGCUCCGAGAUAUAAAUGGGGAUCCGUUGAUCAUAAUAGCGUCGGUAUUGUUACGAGUAUCAGCAGCAAUUCCCGAGAUUUAAAAGUAGAUUUUCCACAGCAAUCAAAUUGGACUGGAUUGAUUUCUGAAAUGGAGAUCGUCCAGUCGUGCCACGAGGGUAUUCACUGCUACGGUUGUCAAAUGUAUCCCCUUAUCGGCCCGAGAUUUAAAUGUAAAGCUUGCGAAAAUUUUAACUAUUGCGAAAAUUGUUUUUACACGAAAAAAAAUCACAGGCACGGAUUUAUGAGAAUCACUGAACCAGGAAAUGCUGCUGUUUUUGCCGGAAAACCGGGUAAAUAUCAUCAUGCGAAACAAUUGGAAAGUACUCCGGUAGCAGAUGAGGUUGGGAUUAUCGAUGAUUGGGCGAGGUGUAUAAAAACGCUCACGGUUUCAUCCCGGGAAAAUUGGGCUCAUCGUUUACUCGACGAAUCCGGAUUGUUUUGGGAAAGUUGCGGUCCGAAGGAAAAACAUUGGAUACGCCUCGAAAUGCAUCAGGACAUUCUAAUAAAAUCCUUAAAAAUAUUAUUGGAUCCGUUGGAUAAUAGUUACAUGCCGUCUUUAAUUAUAGUUUACGGAGGAGACACGUUUUCUUCUUUGAUCGAACUUGCGACGAUAAAUAUUCGAAACACGGAUACUCUAGUCACGCUCCUAUCGGAUGUCAAAGAAUUUUAUUCCUGUAUAGAAAUAGCGAUUAAGCAGUGCUGGAACGGAGGAAUCAAUUGCAAAAUUCAUUCUCUUUUAAUAACCGGAAAAAAAAGAUUGGUUAAUGACGAACUUCCUUUGAAUGUAUCGUUUUUAGCGACUGAUUACGAAGAAAUUCCAGAAGUGAAAACAUUGAGUGAAACGUCUAGUCAUUCAAAAUUAUGGAGCGACAGUCCGACAAAAGUAUUCGUGUGGGGAUUAAACGAUAAAGAUCAACUCGGAGGAUUAAAAGGAUCAAAAGUCAAAGUACCUGUUUAUUCGGAGAGUUUAACAGCUCUUAAACCAAUUCACAUAGCUGGAGGAUCAAAAUCUUUGUUUAUAGUUUCCUACGAUGGAAAGUUGUACGCAUGUGGAGAAGGUACGAACGGAAGAUUAGGUUUAGGUCAUAGCAAUAAUGUGGCGACUCCAUGUCAAUUGACGUCUUUGAACCAGUACGUGAUUAAAAAAGUUGCGGUUCAUUCGGGAGGAAAGCACGCCAUGGCUCUCACACUCGAUGGAAAAGUAUUUUCUUGGGGAGAAGGAGAAGAUGGAAAAUUAGGUCACGAUAAUCGAUUGAGUUUGGAUAGACCUAAAAUGAUAGAAGCGCUAAAAUCUAAACGUAUCAGAGAUAUUGCUUGCGGAAGUUCUCACAGUGCCGCCAUUUCUUCGACAGGAGAAUUAUUCACAUGGGGUUUGGGAGAAUACGGAAGAUUGGGGCACGGAGAUAAUUUGACGCAGCUUCGUCCGAAAUUAGUGAAAGCACUUUUGGGUCAUCAUAUCGUUCAAGUGGCCUGCGGUUCAAGAGAUGCUCAAACUCUUGCUUUGUCUGCCGAAGGUCUUGUUUUUUCAUGGGGAGAUGGGGAUUUUGGAAAACUAGGUCGAGGUGGAAGCGAAGGUUGUGACAUUCCGCAUAAUAUAGAAAGACUCAACGGAUUGGGAGUUUGCAUGAUUGAAUGCGGAGCACAAUUUUCUUUAGCUUUGACUAAAUUUGGACAAGUUUACACGUGGGGUAAAGGAGAUUAUUUUCGUCUUGGACAUGGUUCCGAUCAACACGUAAGAAAACCUACUCUGGUCGAAAGUUUAAGCGAAAAAAAAAUUGUUCACGUUGCCGUUGGGGCUUUACAUUGCUUAUGUGCUACGGAUCAGGGACAGGUUUAUGCUUGGGGAGAUAAUGAUCAUGGUCAGCAGGGAAACGGUACCAUUCUAGUCAAUAGAAAACCGUCAUUGGUUUUAAAUCUGGAAGGAGUGAGAGUCAAUCGCGUGGCUUGCGGUUCUUCUCAUUCGAUCGCUUGGACGACUUCUGAUACUCAUGCUCCGAACAUGACCGAACCGGUACUUUUUACAGCAUUAAAAGAUCCCCUGGGAGCCCUUUGCUUAAAAACAGAUUCGGUUGUUAAUGAAGAAGAAGAAUCUAAGCAAAAUUCGUCAGCUUCCGCGUCAAAUUCUUACCAUUCAACUCUGUCUCAGUUGGUAUUGCCUCUUGCUUCAAAUGUGGCCAAACAGCAAGCUCUUCAACACAUACUUGUUGCUUUGCAAAUUUUACACGCCAGAGAAUGCGUAGUGGCAGCAUUAUCUAGUCAUAGUAGUAACGUCACAUCUCCACCGCACAUCAAUUUGAAAUAUUCGGCAAACAGUCCCGUCGAAGAUGGUUCGAAUAGUUCAGCAAUUCAAAUUUCUCAAGGUGGCGGUGAAGCUCUAGCAAACGCAAACGAAGCCAUUCCAUCGAGUUCGAGAGUUUCCCCCGAAAGCGAAAUUGAAAAUCCAGUCAUGAUUUUCCAAUCACUAACGAGUUCAGCCAGCCUUUCAUCGAAAAGUUCUAAAUUAUCGGCGAGCGCAAUGAGUGUAAUUGCGGCCACGGUGACUUCACACGCUCAAGUGAUUGGAACAACUGAACCUAAUGAUCCUAGCAUACCUGUUUUAGACGAUUUUUCUUGUUUGCUGAAUCAGAAUGAUGCUAGAGUGCUAGUUGAUUUCUUAAAGUUAGCCGUAGCCGGAAGAGCAGGACCUAAUGCGAAAGAAACAAUUUCUAAUGUUUUGAUUGCAAUGGCGGCUUCUUCCAGUGCCGUAUCUGAUAUGCUAUUAGAAUUAUGCGUGACGGAGUUGGAAGACGUCGCAAUGAACACACAUUCUUUUCAAUCCAAAUUGCAGCCCGUGACUCAAGAAAGUAGUCAUCCCUACAUUAACGGUGUGUCUUUGACCGGCCACGUGAAAAUCCCUGGAGCCGAAGCUUUGCACGUAGAAUUUGACAAACAAUGUUCAACUGAAUUACGUCACGAUCCUCUCGUCAUAAUUGACGGUUCUGGGAAAACGGCUUCCGUUAGAUCUGGAAGAGAAUGGAGUGAUUGGUCAUCUGAAUUAUUAAUAAAAGGCGAUGAGUUGCGUUGGAAAUUCACAACGGAUGGUUCGGUUAAUGGCUGGGGAUGGCGUUUUACGGUUUAUCCGAUAGCCGAACCUAAAAUUUGUAAAGAAUUAGGUUCCGACCGUGCCGUCCUUUCGCAACCUUCAAUGGAACUUGCCAUGUGCUUAUUGGAUUCACGAUUAGGAUUGAGCACAAAUAGAAAUUUAAUUGCUAGAUUGGCAGCCGCAUUGGCAGCUUGUGCCCAGUUAAGCACUCUACUGGCUUCUCAACGGAUUUGGGCAUUACAAGGUCUACGAAGGUUAAUGUCAUCGGGUUUGAGUAAACUCAUAGCCGUUCACACCAUAGACUCUGAAAACAGAGAUUCGGCUCUAUCGACGCUUUUGAAAGGAUUACCUCAAGCUCUUUUACGUCAAUAUGAAUACGAGGAGCCAUUAGUUAAAAAUGGCAGACAUUUAAUGCACAGUUCAUUUUUUAAAGUUUUGGUUGCGCUCGCCUGCGAUUUGGGUUUGGAUUCUUUUUCUCAUUCGUCGGAAAAUCAUCAUAAGUGGUGUUGGUUCCGCAGAUAUUGCAUCGCGUCAAGAGUUGCUUCUUCUCUCAUCAAUCGAAACAGUCUCCCUCAAAAUUUUUGUCUAGAAGUGAAGAAAAAAAUAGCGGAAAUGAUUCCAGAUGAUGAAACAAUACAAUGUCAUCACGAAGAUCACGCACUUUUCAAGCAAGAACAAGAUCGACAACUUUUGCUUUGGUUAAAUAGAAAACCCGAGGAUUGGACUCUGACGUGGGGUGGUAGCGGAACGAUAUACGGAUGGGGACACAAUCACAGAGGACAACUUGGAGGAGUCGAAGGGCCUAAAGUGAAAAUUCCAACGUCUUGUGAAGCCUUGUCCGCUUUAAGACCAGUUCAACUUGUCGGAGGAGAACAAACUUUAUUAGCCGUAACAUCCGACGGAAAAGUUUAUGCGACUGGAUACGGUGCCGGAGGACGAUUGGGUCUCGGUGGCACGGAUACAAUUUUAACGCCGACUCUUUUGGAAUCCAUACAACAUAUUUUUAUUAAAAAAGUUGCCGUCAAUUCCGGUGGAAAACAUUGUUUGGCACUUUCAACCGAUGGUAAAGUUUAUUCCUGGGGUGAAGGUGAUGACGGUAAACUUGGUCACGGUAACAAAAACGGUUGCGAUCAUCCUCAAUUAAUAGAUGCUCUGCAAGGAAAAGAAAUUGUUGAUAUCGCGUGCGGUGGCGCUCACUCGGCUGCCGUCACGGCUGGCGGAGAAAUUUACACGUGGGGCAAAGGUCGCUACGGUCGGUUGGGUCACGGAGACAGCGAAGAUCAAAUGAAACCGAAAUUGGUCGAAACCUUAAUUGGAUUUAAAGUGAUUGACAUUGCUUGCGGAAGCGGAGAUGCUCAAACUCUUUGCAUAACAGACGAUGAUAACGUGUGGUCUUGGGGAGAUGGCGAUUAUGGAAAAUUAGGUCGCGGAGGGUCGGACGGUUGUAAAAUUCCAAUGAAAAUAGAAUCGUUAGCCGGACUCGGAGUAGUGAAAGUCGAAUGCGGAUCACAAUUUUCAGUAGCACUCACUCGAUCUGGAAGUGUGUACACGUGGGGAAAAGGAGAUUACCAUCGACUGGGUCACGGAUCCGACGAACACGUUCGCCAUCCUAAAAAAAUCGCAGCACUUCAAGGGAAAAAAAUUAUUUGCAUUGCCACGGGUUCUCUGCAUUGCGUAGCUUGCAGCGAUUUAGGAGAAGUUUUUACGUGGGGUGACAACGACGAGGGUCAACUCGGUGACGGUACCAUGAACGCUAUUCAUCGUCCUCGUUUGGUGGUUACACUCCAAGGAAAAAAUAUAAAUCGUGUCGCUUGCGGCUCUGCGCACAGUUUAGCCUGGAGCACUAACAAAUCUACUUCGGCAACUCACCUUCCAGUUGAUGCUCCCAUGGAAUACGAUCUCGUACGUGAUAUUUCAUUGCCGACUCUUAGAAAUCGUUUGGUUUUGCUUCAUCAUUUUUCCGAGCUAGUCAGUCCCAACGUGGCAAUGUUCCCAAUGGAAGGAGAAGGAAGUUUGGAUCAACUCAGAGAUAUUUUAGUAUAUUCGGUGAAAGAAGCUACUUUCAGAAAGGUUAUACAAACUACAAUGGUGAGAGACAAACAACAUGGACCCGUCAUCGAGCUUAAUAGAAUUCAAGUAAAAAGAUCUCGUAGCAAAGGUGGUUUGGCCGGGCCCGACGGCAUGAAAUCAGUUUUUGGACAAAUGGUUAAUAAAAUGUCUCUACUCACUCAGGAAUCACUAUUUCUUCCUCACAGAGUUUGGAAAGUCAAGUUUGUCGGAGAAUCCGUUGACGAUUGCGGAGGAGGUUACAGUGAAAGCAUUGCCGAAAUGUGUGACGAACUCCAAAAUGGCUCCCUACCACUUUUGAUCGUGACUCCCAACGGUCGAGACGAUACUGGAACGAACAGAGAUUGUUUUCUACUAAAUCCAAACGCCAAAACCACUCAUCAUUUACAAAUGUUUAAAUUUUUGGGUAUAUUAAUGGGAAUCGCCAUAAGAACCGGAAGCCCUUUAAGCCUUAAUCUUGCCGAGCCUGUAUGGAAACAAUUAGCUGGAAUGACUUUAACUCCUGCUGAUUUGACGGAAAUAGACAGAGAUUACGUUCCAGGACUUCUUUGCAUUCGAGACAUGGAUCCAUCGGAAAAAGUUUUCCAGACAUUAGAAAUGCCUUUCUCGACUCCAUCCGCUUCAGGUGUUGACGUGCCUUUAUCAACAAGAUAUCGUUACGUGACGAUAGAUAAUCGACAGGAAUACGUACGAUUAGCUUUAAAUUGCAGGUUGCACGAAUUCGAUAAACAAAUCGCUGCCGUGAGAGAAGGUAUGGCCAAAGUCAUUCCGGUUCCGUUGCUUUCACUCUUCAGCGGCUACGAGUUGGAAACAAUGGUCUGCGGAUCGCAAGACAUUCCGUUAAACUUACUAAAAUCGGUUGCCACGUACAAGGGUAUAGAUGCGACCGCACCUCUCGUCCAAUGGUUUUGGGAAAUCAUGGAAGAUUUCACGAAUCAGGAAAGGUCGUUGUUUUUAAGGUUCGCGUGGGGAAGAACGAGGUUGCCAAGAACUAUUGCCGAUUUCAGAGGAAGAGAUUUUGUUUUGCAAGUUUUGGACACGUACAAUCCUCCGGAUCAUUUUCUACCGGAAAGUUACACGUGUUUCUUCCUUUUAAAAAUGCCAAGAUAUUCUUGCAAGUCCGUUUUACAGCAAAAAUUAAAAUACGCGAUAAAUUUUUGCAAGUCGUUGGAAACGGACGAAUAUGCGAGAGUGGCAAUACCUGGAAAUGCCAUAGUAUCGACAAGCAGCGACAGCGACGACAUGGAAAGCAUAGCCAGCGACGGUCCCAUCUCAGUUUAA